Messenger RNA from Penicillium malachiteum, 1248 nucleotides. Its product is annotated as MFS transporter. The transcript has 2 exons. The record is from RefSeq and is a predicted model, not a curated record. Gene Ontology annotation, molecular function: transmembrane transporter activity. The coding region runs from base 1 to 1248 and encodes 415 amino acids. Gene Ontology annotation, biological process: transmembrane transport. Lineage: Eukaryota; Fungi; Ascomycota; Eurotiomycetes; Eurotiales; Aspergillaceae.
AUGUUCAUAUACUCCGUCAUUAUACCCAUCUUUCCAUUCUCAUUGGUGACACGUCUAAACGUGGCAGAGGAUCAAGUUCAACACUGGGUGUCGGUCUUACUGUCAGUUUAUGGGGCAGCUUUGCUGACAGGGGCGCCUAUCUUUGGAUUCUUUGCAGACAAAAUGAAGCAUCGAAGGUCAUCUCUUCUCAUCGGUCUCGUGGCUCUCAUAGGAGCUACAUUUCUUUUAUGUCUUGCGCCCACGCUCCCCGUCUUGAUUAUUGGUCGACUUCUACAAGGGUUUUCUGCAAGUGUCACAUGGGUUGUCGGUCUUACUUUGUUAGCGGAUACUGCAAAUAAGGAAACAGUUGCUCAGUCCUUCGGUUAUGUAUCAGCUGCUUCAUCUCUCGGGACAAUUAUAGGACCUGUUCUUGGAGGGAUUAUGUAUGAACGUGUGGGAUACUACCCUGUUUUUGGACUAUGCUUUGCAUUCCUAGGGGUUGACAUUUUCCUACGCUUCAUCAUAAUUGAGAAAAAGUCCGCCGCUAGGUGGUUGGAAUCGCCACUUACCAGCUUUCAAUUGCAAUCACCUAGGGAAUCACCGUUAACAGAGAUUCCAGCUCCCGCUAUCUCUCGUCCAGAAAGCAAGACGUUGCCAGCAAUCUUUACUCUUUGGAAAUCAAAACGAAUGCUAGCGGCCUUCUGGGGAGAUUUUGUAACAGCAACGGUCAUGACAUCGUUUGAUACAACCUUGACUAUGUUUGUGAAGAAGACAUUUCACUGGUCAUCUUUACCAGCAGGAUUGACCUUCUUGGCUCUUCUCCUUCCCACAUUUCUUGGACCUGUGCUCGGAAUGGCCGCUGACAAGUACGGAGCGCGCUGGAUAUCCGCGAUUGGGAUACUCAUCAUGAUACCCCCUUUGAUACUGCUUAGGUUGGUUGACCAUGAGUCUUUGAACCAGAUAGUGUUGCUAUGCGCACUACUCAUCCUGAUUGGGCUGGGCGCGGCUAUGGCAUUGACAGGGUUAUAUGCGGAGUAUAGUAAGAUCUGUGAUGACAUCGACGCGGAAAGCCCGGGGUCUUUGGGUAAUAAUGGUGGCUAUGCCCAAAGCUAUGGCAUAUCUGAGAUUGCCUGGGCUUUGGCAGGCUUAAUCGGGCCUUUAAUGUCUGGUGCAAUCUACGAGGAUUAUGGCUGGGGGACUUUGGGAUGGGUCUUGAGUGCAUUCUGUUUUGUGACUGUCAUUCCGACUAUAUUGUUCAUCAAGCAUUAA